Polychytrium aggregatum is the source of this 246-nucleotide messenger RNA. RefSeq names its product cytochrome b5-like heme/steroid binding domain-containing protein. The coding region runs from base 1 to 246 and encodes 81 amino acids. The record is from RefSeq and is a predicted model, not a curated record. The transcript is spliced from 3 exons. Lineage: Eukaryota; Fungi; Chytridiomycota; Chytridiomycetes; Polychytriales. Gene Ontology annotation, cellular component: intracellular membrane-bounded organelle; membrane. Gene Ontology annotation, molecular function: heme binding.
AUGAGCGAGCUCAAGAAACUCACCCUUGCCCAAAUCAGCCAGCACAACAAGACCAAUGACUGCUGGCUCGUUGUCGAUAACAAAGUCUACGACGUCACUCACUUCCUAGAAAAGCAUCCUGGUGGAAAGGAAGUCUUGCUCCAGAACGCAGGCAAGGACGGCACCUCGACAUUCAAGGCGAUGCCCCAUCCUCCAUCGGCCCGGACGCGGCUCGAGAGCAUGUGCGUCGGCAUUUUGGAUGGCUAG